AUGGGGCUGACAACUGAAGCCACGGCCCAGCGACUGCUACAACAGCUCCUCAAUGAGAAGCACGACGAGGACGAAGGUGGAGAUUUCCAACCAGGUGCCCUCGCGCCGAGGUAUGAUCCUCCCAUCGGCGAUGCUCCUGACAGCCCUGAUGGCUGGAGGGGAGCUUCGAUGUCCUGGGAGCACUUCUGGGAGCAUGCGGACUCUCCGCCAGCGAGCCCAGGACUUCGGCCGAGUGCAGCCCUUGGCGACUCACCGUCGCAGCCGUCUCACCCGCAGACGUCUGAGGACAGUGUCGAAGGGAUGCAGACCAGGCAGGAGACCUUGCUUCACUCGAUUGCUGCUCACAUCACAAGCGUUGAGCGGCAGAUCUGCAAGCUCCAAUGUCAGUAUGAGGCCACCGGUGCGAAGGCGCAGCGCAAGGUGAGGAGAAAGCGCUUUCUCACACCUUGCUCCACAAGCCCAAAGACUGCUCGGAAGAAGCGGAAGGUUCAGGAGACCUUGUCUCCAGAACGGUGCAUUCGCCAGGACGACCCUGUGCGGCAGAAUCUCAACUGCGUGUUCUUCGACAUCACGGAUGAGGAGGAUCGGGACCAGCAGGAGUCCAUGAAGGAUGAGUCUCGGACGACGGCCUGCAGGGCCAUGGACACCGAGAUUCUGGAUCCGUCCGACCCGGCCUGCCUCGUCUUGCCCAGUCUGCUGCAAUGCCUUGCGGUGGAGGACAUUCUGCAGUGGCGCCUGACAUCCCGUCACACCAGGAGUCCCAAGGUCUUGAUACAGCACCUGUCCGAGAUGGGCAGCUUGGACAGGUCCGAGUCCAUUCUGGCUGUUGCUGACACGCUUAGACUGGCGCAAUCUGAAAAUUAUGUCGGCAAUUUGGCAGCGAUGGGGUAUGAUGCCAAGCAGGUGAAGUACUUUAAAUGCUGGUCGUGGUGUAUGUUUCUGGCGAGGGCAAGAACGACACAUUUCCCAGAAAGCGACGUGCGUCACAUCGUCGGCACACACCUCCGAAGCCUGCUUGGGCAUUGUCGCCAAUGUUGCAGUGCGGAUGCCUCUCUGAGCAAGUCCGCACACUACGUUCUUCGCCAUUACGGCGGCGGAGGACUCCCUUUUGUGAAGCGGUUGAUUGCAGAAGAAAUGCUUUGCCUGAUGGAAAACCUCCUGUCUGUGCCUGCGGAAAUCAGCCAAGAGGACUUCAUCCCGUUUAUGCUGCGCACACAGCAUCUGGAAGACGUGUUGCGCGCUCUGGAGAAGCCGCAACGUCAGCAGUGGGUGUCCCUGCUGGUCAGAGCCCUGCUUGGACAGAAAAGCUUCCACUCGCAUUUGCUGGACGACCUGAAGCUCCUGUGGAGAGCUGAUGACGAUCCCAGUCGAAGCUACGCAGAAGCAGAGCAACAACUGAGGGCUUUCCGAAAGACCGUCAGCAAAGAGAUGAAGCAGGAGCUUCUUGAUCUCCUGACGUGUUGCUGA
Molecule: messenger RNA, 1467 nt
Organism: Symbiodinium natans
Lineage: Eukaryota; Dinophyceae; Suessiales; Symbiodiniaceae
Source: the annotation of a GenBank genome assembly